This is a messenger RNA of Ficedula albicollis (Collared flycatcher), 3597 nucleotides long. It is a transcript of the gene MFSD1, whose product is annotated as major facilitator superfamily domain containing 1. Gene Ontology annotation, molecular function: transmembrane transporter activity. Gene Ontology annotation, cellular component: lysosome. The coding region runs from base 1113 to 2465 and encodes 450 amino acids. Gene Ontology annotation, biological process: transmembrane transport. The transcript has 23 exons. The record is from RefSeq and is a predicted model, not a curated record. NCBI's taxonomy places the organism in Eukaryota, Metazoa, Chordata, Aves, Passeriformes, Muscicapidae.
AGCAACCUGGACUAGUGGAAGAUGUCCCUGCUUCGUGUCAAGGAACCAGGACAUUCUGGGAAACUCCUCAGUGUGAUUUGCACCACACUUGUGUCACAGCUGGCUUGGACCCUUUGGAACUGGAAAUGAGGCUUGUUUCAGGCAGUGGCUCUAAAAAUCAUUCUGAGUGACAGCCUUGGAUUGGCACAAGGCGACCUCAUCCAAGGCCCAGGAUCCUCUCCUGGUGCAUUCAGAAGGUGCUGCUGGAGGAAUUAACACUGAUUUGAACAGCUCAAAAGGAAUGAUCUAAUUGCUCAUCAUGAAUGGAACAGAAAACAAUUCUGACACCAAGCAAGAGAAGCCUGGCUCAGGAGGUGCCAUCACUGCAAUCAGAGAAGGUUUCAGGGAGCUGGAGAAGGACCACGUGCAGCCCAGGCCCAGCUCUGACUCAGGUGGUGAAGGCACAGCACCAUUUUUCCUUUUGUGGCAAGAAGUUUUGAAGCAUCUUCCCAAAGACAGCAAUAACUGUGAGGAGCUGAACCCUGAAGCUCAUCCUUGUUUCCUGGGAGUGUUUACUGGGCAGUGCAAGGAGGGGAGGCCACAGGCACAAGGAUUUUAUGGCCCCUAUAAAAGCUGCACACAGCUUUUCCUCCAUUUGCUGCUGUUAACUGCAACAUUUGGGAUCAUAUGGCACUUUGAGUGCUCUGAUUUAUGGGGAGGCAGCAACUGCAUCUGUAAUAAACAUUCUAAAGGCUGAGUUGAAGAGCAAUCCACUGCAUUUAUUUGGGAUAUAAACACUCCCCUGCAAUGCAUGUGGGAAUCAGCCCAGGCUGAACUCACAGCCAGAGCUUCAAGGUCACAGCCAAGCUGGAAGUCACUGGGGAGAAAGGUCUCUGAAAAGACGAGUAUCAAGUGAAAUGAAGCGUUUGAUGUGCAAGAGGAGUUUGCAGCUGAUCCACAACGUGAUACCUGCAUGUUUUCAGAAGUUGUUUGGACUUUCCUCUGUGGUUCCUUAUCAAAUUCAUGGCAGAGUGAAUGUGGUAAAACUCAGGCCUUUGCUUUCUGCACCUUGAAAAGGCAGCUACUUCUGCUACGACAACCCCGCCGCUCUGCAGACCCAGGUUCAGCGGGACAUGAAGGUGAACACAGCCCAGUUCAUGGCUCUCUAUGCCUGGUACUCCUGGCCCAACGUGGUGCUGUGCUUCUUUGGAGGUUUCCUGAUAGACAGAGUGUUUGGAAUCCGGUUGGGCACUAUCAUAUUCAGCAUCUUUGUGUGUGCUGGGCAGGUGGUGUUUGCUCUGGGAGCUCUGUUCAACACCUUCUGGCUGAUGGAAGUGGGCAGGUUCAUAUUUGGGAUUGGUGGUGAGUCCUUGGCUGUGGCCCAGAACACCUAUGCAGUGAGCUGGUUCAAGGGCAAGGAGUUAAACCUGGUGUUUGGAUUGCAGCUCAGCAUGGCCAGAAUUGGGAGCACGGUGAACAUGAACAUUAUGGGAUGGAUCUACUCCAGAGUUCAGGAUCUCCUGGGCUCUGCUGGUCCCAGCACCCUCGGCCUGGCUCUGCUCAUAGGUGGAGUCACUUGUGUGUUCUCACUGAGCUGUGCUUUAAUCCUGGCUUACCUGGACAGGAGAGCAGAGAAACUGCUUUGUAAGGAGCAGGGGAAAACAGGAGAAGUGAUCAAGCUGACAGAUGUGAAGGAUUUCUCCUUGUCCUUGUGGCUCAUCUUUGUCAUCUGUGUCUGUUACUAUGCUGCAGUUUUCCCUUUCAUUGGCCUGGGCAAGGUUUUCUUUAUUGAAAAAUUCCGAUUUUCCCCUCAAGAAGCCAGUGCAAUUAACAGCAUCGUGUACAUCAUCUCAGCCCCCAUGUCCCCAGUGUUUGGCCUUCUGGUGGAUAAAGUUGGCAAGAACAUCAUCUGGGUGCUGUGUGCUGUGCUCACCACCCUGGGAUCACACAUCCUGCUGGCCUUCACCUUCUGGAACCCCUGGAUAGCCAUGUGCCUGCUGGGUGUGGCCUAUUCCCUGCUGGCCUGUGCCCUGUGGCCCAUGGUGGCCUUUGUUGUCCCUGAGCACCAGCUGGGAACUGCCUAUGGCUUCAUGCAGUCCAUCCAGAACCUGGGCCUGGCAGUGAUUGCCAUAGCAGCUGGCAUGAUCCUGGACACCAGGGGCUACCUGUUCCUCGAGGUCUUCUUCAGUGCCUGUGUCUGCUUGUCACUCAUAGCUGUGGUCAUGCUGUACUUUGUGAAUCACCUCUCAGGUGGUGACCUCAACUGGUCUGCAAAGAAAAGGGCAAAACUGCAAAAAGCAGCUGCUUCAGAAGCAGAAGAGCAGGAGAGGCUCAGAAGGCAGAACGAAGAUGAUUUGGCAAAAUUGCUGCCCAAAGCUGAUGCCUUUAGUUUAAGGAAUAAAUACCUGUCCAAACUGGGAGCUCAGCUCCCAGCUCAUUACUGCUCCUGUUUCUCAACCCUGGCUCACAGAAGUGUGUUGAAAUAGCAGCUUGGCCCUGUGGAAAAGCAGGAAUACACUGAAUUUCAGCAUAGCAGAUGCUCCAUGCUUAGCUGCAAGCCUAGAUCCUAGAUUUAAAAUAUUGCCUGAAACUCCUCCUCCCUGGGCAGUUCAGAGAUCCUGGUGGGGAAUUGUGGCUCUGGUGGAACCUCUGAGUGCCUGCUCCUGCCUCCUGUCCUCUCCUCUGAGUCAGGGCCAGGGUGUGAUCUGGGAAAAUCCAACAGUGAAAUUGCUGGGAUGAGCCUGGAUGGGGGUGAAGCUUUUCCAGCCUCUCCUCUUGGACACUUUUCUGGGAGAAAAAGGUGAGGAAAAGCUCCCAGGUGAAUAUUUCAGAGGAAUCUCCAAUUCCAGAAUACAAAAAGUGCUCACCCUGGGAUCUAUUCCACUCAUGAACAGCAAUAACCUCUCCAAGCCUGAAUAAUGUGAAAACUGAUAUUUUUUUUAACAGUUAGUGACUAAAAACUGUAAAAAGAGUUAAAGCAAGAGCUGAAUUUUGCUUCCAGAGGAAAAUCCUUGAAUUCCAUGGUGGAACUCAUCAUUUUCCCAUCGUUUCAGUUCCCAGAGCUCCUGCAGAGGGUAUUUUGCUUUGGUUUAAUUACUCCUCAAGGUAAUUGGAUAAAUCAUCCUGAACUGAACUUUAAAGGACUUUAAAUGGGAUUUUGGAGCCCCAGGAGCUGGGGAAUGUUCUGGGAUGGCUCCAGGGAAUCCUCAAGAAGCUCAGGAGCCUCUGAUGGGUUUGGCUGCAGAGUGGGGAAUCUGUUAAAUCAAAAUAUUACAGUUGAUGUAGAAUAUUCCUAAUUUAAUGUUUUUAAUUCAAGCAGAACUCACAAAGUUGGUUUGAAAAAGAGACUUUGCAGUGGAGAUUUCUUUGAUAUCCUGGAAAAUUCUGAUCUUCCUGAAGGACCUUUGGGGUGAGAGUUGUGGGUUCUGAAGGACAAUGUGGGGAAGCAAAGCAGCACUUUGGGAGCUCUGCUGGUUUUUUUGCUCCUUUCUGGGCUCAGAACCAGCACUGGGGGUUGCAUGGGUGCUUUCCUUGUAGAAUUGUGAAUUUGGGGUGUUUUUAAAUAAAACCUUCUGUUGGACACUGGCACCUGUGGUUUUUGAGGGUGGUGUUGCCUUU